AUGCCAAACACUUCAAUAAAUGAUAUUGCUAACUAAAAAAAAUCAGUUUAAUUCAGCGAAUAACCAACUGUUCACAUUGUUGAAAAUUGGAAGGAAUUCAAUUAUACUCCUAAGGAGAUUAAAAAUAAAAAUCGAUAAAUGAAAAUUGAAAAGAUAGUUAUAAGAACCGAUUUCGAAAAUUAUAUGAUGGAGAAAUACAAUAAAGUUAAAUCUGCACUUAAAGAAUUGGCUAAUUCAUGCUCAUUUAUAUGA
Molecule: messenger RNA, 252 nt
Organism: Paramecium tetraurelia
Lineage: Eukaryota; Ciliophora; Oligohymenophorea; Peniculida; Parameciidae
Exons: 1
Source: RefSeq, a predicted model, not a curated record